Molecule: messenger RNA, 2930 nt
Organism: Pleuronectes platessa (European plaice)
Lineage: Eukaryota; Metazoa; Chordata; Actinopteri; Pleuronectiformes; Pleuronectidae
Product: carcinoembryonic antigen-related cell adhesion molecule 1
Exons: 10
Coding region: 78-1940 (620 amino acids)
Source: RefSeq, a predicted model, not a curated record
GCUCUCAUGGUGAUAAGUUGUUGGAACAGUGUCAGUGUUGGGCUCUUCUCAUCUGCACGUCUCAGGAAGAGGGAACAAUGAACCUGUUGAUUUUACUUUGCGUUCUUUGUGUGACCUUUACAGGUUUGUGUGAAGGCUUUGGGGUGGUGGUGGACGAUCUGCUGAAUGCACCUGUAGGAGGGAAGGUGCUGUUCACCACAAAGCUGACGCCACAAGAACCACCUGUGACUAUCAACACUGUGUUCUGGAAAUCUGAAACUCUUAACAUAAUAACCUCGAUCCCAAAUGUGAAUAACACCACACCACAGUAUAAAGACAGGAUCACCCUCUUCAUGUCUACUGGAUCCCUGGAGCUCAGGAAUUUGGCUCUUCAUGACAGUGGAGAAUACGAAGUUAGCAUUACAACAUCUGACGGUGGAACUCAAACAGGAAACACCCAACUGAUGAUAUAUGAGCCAGUCUCCAAUGUGAUGAUAACAACCAGCAGCACAGACUUGGUAGAGUUGAUCAGCUCAGUCCAUCUGUCCUGCUCCUCCUCUGGAUCCUUGCUCUCCUUCCUCUGGCUGAACGGCAGCUCGGAGGUCACAGCCAGCGACAGAGUUCAGCUCACUGGUGGGGGCUCCAAUCUCACUCUCUUCAAUGUGACCCGUUACGACCAGGGACUGUUCAGGUGUCUUGUGGUAAAUCCUGUCAGUAACGGCACCAGUGAUCCAGUGUUCCUCUCCGUCGGAUUUGGCCCAGAAAAUACACGUUUAAAUCUGUCUCCAUCUGAACAUUAUUAUGAGGUCGGCUCGAACGUCAGCUUGACGUGCUCAGCUGUCUCCAGUCCUCCUGCUCACUUUCAGUGGAUUGGACUGUCUGUUUCUGGACCAGAGCUCCCACUGCUCAACAUGAAUAUGAACCAGACUGGGAACUACAGCUGUCAGGCAUUUAACAACAAAACAAACAGAAAUCAGACCGCUCAGCCUGCAUUCAUCUCUGUACUUAAGAGAAUAUCAGGUGCUUCUGUCAAUUCCACAACAAACCAGGCAGUUGAGGGAAACUCUGUGAACCUGACCUGUGAGGCCGCUGGCUCAGUCUUCAGCAGACAGUGGAUGAAGGACGGCUCCGAUCUGAUCCUGACCAACAACAUGACACUUCACAGUGAGAAGAGCGUGUUGUCUUUUCAGUCACUGAAGAGAACGAACAGCGGAAAAUAUUCCUGCAGAAUCACGAACCCCAUCAACAGUAUUGAAGCUGAAUACAACAUGGUUGUCAACUAUGGACCAGGAAGUGUCCACAUCAAAGGUCCAAGUGAGAUUAAUGUGAAGGACACCUUAACAUUAACCUGCUCCGCUGAGUCCACACCAUCGGCUACUUACACCUGGUCUCUGAACACGGCAGAGAUACUCAGUGAUUCUGCCGAGUUCACCAAACCUGUCACUGAGUUUUCUAACGGUGGAUCCUACACCUGCACAGCAACGAAUAAUGUAACAGGAAGAAGUUUAACCGCAGUGCAUGCAUUGUCUGUGACAGAUUUAGUCAAACAACCUCCAAGUUGUAACUCUGGUUGCAUUGCUGGAAUAAUAAUCGCUUGCUGUCUCAUCGUUGGACUUUGUGCUGGUGGAUGGUAUUUUGUUUCUCGAAGAAGAAAACAGCGAAAACAUCUGUCUCAUGGAGACACCAGAACAGGUUCUACAGGAGGUGGAAGCCAGAACAGCCUGGCAUCGUCACGUAAUCAGGAUGUGACCUACGAAAACAUACAUUACUUAAAGAACCAAGAUGGUGGGACGGUGCAGCUGGAGUUAGAGAAAAUCUCCUCCUCCUAUCCUGGGGUCAAAGUGAACAACAGGCUUCCUGCAGCAUCCUCCACUGACGCCCGUAUGGAGCAAAUUAACGAAGCCACUCCACAGUCUGGUGCAAACUGUGCACAGACUGAGGAUCAGGACCCAAUGACCUGAUCCCAGUGGAUACGGUGGAACAGAGGCAGCUAAAGUGUCACCAGACCAACACACACUUCCCUGUCCUUUGUUUGUUUGCAUAAUUUGUAACUGUUUUCCAAGAGUUUUUUGCUUCAGCUGCGCUCUGUCAAUGCAAAUGUUAAUUAAAAUUGGUGUCAUCUUUGCAUAGUGUUGACACUGCUUUGACCUAUCUUUGACAUGUAGAGGGAAUUCUCCAAAGUUUAACUUGAAUGUAAAGAAAAAAAAGAGUUAAUAGUCAACAUUGUAAUAAGAAUUCAGUUUCCCAACACAGCAGAACUUGAUGCUUCUUAGGGGAAGUUCAGUUUGUAGAUAUCAGGUGUCAGAUCUGACACCUCAGUAUUGUCCCCUGAAAGUGUGUUAGUGUGGAUGUCUGGGAAGAUUUAAAUAUAAAUGUAUAGAUGGAGUGACUUAAUGGUAUCUGAACUGAAGUCUUAAAAAAUAAAUAUGUAAUUGCGUUUUUAUUAUAAUUAUAACAUGACCUAACCCAUUUAGAGGCAGGAAGUCAUUUUACCACUUCCUUCAGUUGGCUCAUGAACACCCGACUAAUGGCAAAACACUUUGUUUUAAAUGUGGCAACUGUUUGAGAAACCUGUGGUUUUAAAGAAGAACUUAAUCAUGUCUCCACAUCGACAGCCAGUCGUCCGGCCUCUUCCUCUGAACACAAUGUCUCAAGAACACCUCAACAGAACUCCUUCAAAUUUGGCAGAAACCUUCACUCCGAUUCAAGGAAGAACAAAUUAGAAUCAAAGUUAAAGGUCAAUGAUCGAGGUCACUGUGACCUCACACAACCCUUCUUAUUAGCCUUGUAAGAAAAUGAGAUCAAGAUUUAUUUAUAAAAUCUGGAUUUGAAAUCAGCCGUGAGACAAACAGAGGAAUUUAAAGCAAUAAGAUAUAAUUUAUUUGUUUGAUUAUAGAUAAAAAAGACAUUGUAACAAGGCUUUGACUCAAUAAAUACAAUUAAACUAAUAA